CCCUCUCCUCGUCUCGCCCCUCUGUCACUCCGAGCAGAAGCACACACACAGAAACCAGGAAGCAUCACUUCCUCCUCUCCUGACUUCUACCUCUAGCGGCUCUCAGGGGCCACACUUUGCUACACGGACUUUUGACAUUUUCUUACUUCACGAUGAUUCAUCAGUUCAUCAAAGCAACCACUUUUUUUCCAAAACUCUUUUUCCAGAGGAAGAUGAUUCCGACCUUUGACUGCUGACCUUUUCUUUGACUUUUGUACGACACUUUUUUGUAGUUCUUAUCUCAUAGUUUUUAAAUGUUCUUGCUUCCUGUGGGGACACCUGUCUGACUUUAUCUUACGUUAACACUGUCUCAGGUUUCCCUGAUUCUUGUUUUAUUUUGUACCGCUCACCCAACUGAUUCCCCACUCGGCUGUCAUAGUCCUUCCCCCCCCCCCCCCCCCCCCCAUCACAACAUGUGGUCUACUUUUAUGGUGACCGACGAGGAGGGCCGUACUGUCGGGCCGGGAGGGGUGGCCGCACCGGGAGGAGCACCCCAGGGUGCGGCGGGUCUGUCCGGCCUCAAGAUCGGACGCGGCAGGGGGAACAAGCGGCGCAGGACGACGUCGGCGGGAUCCGGCAUGAGCGAGGCCCAGGAAGGGAAGAUCAAGUUGGCGUUCUUCGUGGCCAUCGUGGGCGUGGUCCUGAUGGUGCUCGGGAUGGGCACAGAGUUCUGGGUGGAGCUGUCUCCUCCCAAGCAUUUCUACAACAACCAGACGUGUCUGACAGCGCACUACGGGCUGUGGAAGGGCUGCACAAAGACCUUGUGGGUGUCGGACAUCGACCCGGAGAGAGAGAGCUGUGGCCCUGCAGAACUACCCGGAGAGUCAAACUGCACCUACUUCAAGUUCUUCACCACGGGGAAAAACGCCGUGAUGUUCCAGAAGACGACGAGAAAGAACCUGAAUGUGGCUGCGGCCAUGUUGGCCCUGUUCAGCCUGUUCCUGAUGGUGAUGGGGGUCAUCUGCAUCACCAUGGCUCUCAGCAAAGAGAUCGUCUUCUUCCUCAAGCCGGCGUCCGUCUGCUUCAUUCUCUCAGGUGCUCUGGUGCUCGUCACUCUGAUCGUGUUCCACCAGUCCGUCCUGGCCUUCCUGGCCAGCGACCACACGGUUCCCCUCCACCACGAGCUGUCCUGGUCGGUGUCGUGCAUCGGCUGCGCGGGCGCCAUCCUCAUCGUGGGCGGCGUCCUCUUCCUGCUGCUGGCGCUGCCCUACAGCCCCUGGCGGAGGUGCCUCCGUCAGGACGGCAGCAGCUAGUGGCUCGGAGGCGGCGUUGCACGAGGACGGAGCGCCAGGGCUUUCCCAAACACGUCCGAGUAAAAGAGAUUUCAGAGGAUUCAUUUAUCUCUCAACAUUACCAUAAUGUCCAGUACCAACAUACCUUUAUCUUUCCUAAUCUCUCUGAACCCCGUGAGCAGCUGAACAUGCUAACAGUUACACGAGAACGCCGUGUUAUUAGAUCUUAAUGCUCAGACGUGGUUGGGAAACGGCCCUUUAUUGUCUUACUAUCUUACAAGGGUUGGAGGACAUUAACCGUCAGUUCAUUCAUUCAAUUACUGUCAUUUGUCUUUUUUAAUCUAUUUUAUUGAAGUAUUUCACUCCUUUGACAUGAACUGAACGAAUUCACAAAAUCCUGUUUUAGAGCCGGAUUAAGGAUUUAAUGUGAACGCCAGCUCUGGGCUGAACUCCACGCUCACAUGUUCAUCAAGAUGAAUAUCAACAUGUUUCCUUGCUUCCUCUCCCCUCGUUUAGUUAGAAAUGAAUGAACAGAACGGUUUACUGUCCUCCAAUCAGAGAACCUCAUUUAAGAAACUUAUUUUUGUUCUCCAGCGAUGUUUGUGCGUCUGUGUGUGAUGGAUGUUUUGUGUUGUUCCCCAACUACCACCAAGAGACGUUCAUUACCAAUACAUUAAAUGCAUUUAGUCAUGUGACAUCCUUUUUUAAUAUAAAAAUAUAAAUAUAUCAAUAUAUAUUUAUAGAUUUAUAUAUUGAUAUAUUGAUAUAUAUAUAUAUAUAUUUAUAUAUUGAUAUAUAUAUAAAUAUAUAUAUAUAUAUAUAUUUAUAACUCAUCACUAUUCAUUCAUUUCAAGCUUGAUAUUUUUUUACUUGUCUUUCUGUCCUCAUCAAGUCUCACAUUGUCUUAGACAUCACACACAUGCUUCAUUUUUAAUUCAGCGUCUCACUUUAUGUAAACGUUGAUAAGCGAACGCGUGCCGGGUUUUAAAUAAGCUUUUCUUUCUUCUUUUCUUUCUUUGAUCGGCAUCGAUUGAGUAUGAAUGACCUUCAUUUUAUUAUUAAACAUGUCAUGAAUAUUUAA
This is a messenger RNA of Pseudoliparis swirei, 2352 nucleotides long. RefSeq names its product voltage-dependent calcium channel gamma-6 subunit-like. The record is from RefSeq and is a predicted model, not a curated record. Gene Ontology annotation, cellular component: membrane; L-type voltage-gated calcium channel complex. The transcript has 7 exons. The coding region runs from base 453 to 1292 and encodes 279 amino acids. Lineage: Eukaryota; Metazoa; Chordata; Actinopteri; Perciformes; Liparidae. Gene Ontology annotation, biological process: regulation of calcium ion transmembrane transport via high voltage-gated calcium channel. Gene Ontology annotation, molecular function: calcium channel regulator activity.